ACGUACCUACGUUCGGUUAACGCGCUAAAACAUCGAUAGCAAAAUAAAAACUUAUAAAAUUCGAACAAAGUAACUGAAACGAAGUGAAUCUAUUGCACGAAAAAGACAAUACCACUACAGGAAUCCCGUUUUGUGAUGUUUCGUUCGUGACUGGUACAGUGAUAUUUUUGUAGGAUCGUAAAGUUUUUGUUGAAACUUUUCACCGAACCGGAGCCAUGUGACUGCGAACGAGCAUCUAAGUAAAAGUGAUGUGGUGGUUACUGGCAGUAGUGUGUCUGACGGCAUGCGUAGGCGCAGGAGGAACACCUUGCGAGGAAGCACGCAUGCGCUGUGCGUACAGAACUGGCUGCGGGGCCGCCCUCACCAACUACAUGUACCUUUGCAACGAAGUGCUCACGAAACCCAUCAAGGCGUGCCCCAACGAGUGCGGUCACGCGUUGAUUGCACUCACGUCCACUGAAGAGGGGAAAGAGCUCAUGAAUUGUCAAUGUGAAGACGAGUAUUGCCUGGAAGCAAAACAAAGGAUCGACGUCUGUCGCCCGCAGGUGUUAAGAGGUGCGGCUAACGCCACAGCCUCGUGUCGUCUCUCGCAACUCAUCUGCUUGGCUGACGCGCAGUGUGCUACAGCUUUGAGAUACUACAAGGAUUUGUGCAGAUCAGUGUAUCGCGGCAGAAAGUGCUCCAACAAGUGCCUUAACUCUAUACAAAUUCUCAGGAAGCAGGACAAAGCUGCCGCCCUGCAGGCAUGUCAUUGCGACGGCAACGAGGACUACGACUGCCCAAAGAUGCAGAACAAUCUAGCAAGAUUGUGCUUUCACAAACAUUCAAAGAACCACACAAAGAACCAUGAGAGAGGCUACGAAGAUAGGCAUAAGAAACACCACCAGGAGGUCGUGUCUUCAACAAAUUCAACCACUAUAUCGAUCGUCUUAUUUAUACUUUGUACAUUAAUCACAUCAAGGUACAACACGUGACAAAAAGCUUUGAGGUCUACCUCAUAUUUUAGUUUAGUAAAACGACUACGUACUGUAAGUUUUUGUAAAUAUGUAUGAUAAUACUUAAUACUAUUUAAGUAACGUUUUGUGUUUUAAAUAGAGGAUUUGCAAGGGAUCGAAUAUGUAAGAACGUUGUAUAGCUGAAGUGUUUGUUUGAGGUUAUUUAGUUUAGUUAAGGGUUUAGAGUAAAUAGUGUUCUAAUGUAACGACUAAAAUACGCUGUGUGUACUAAGGCGAUACUGCCUGGAUAGAGUAGACUUAGCAUGUAAUUUUAUGGUAGAGUCUGCGAAUGAUUAUCGUAUGAUGCCGAAACAUAUUAGUCCAGAAAAAAACAUGUUUUUAAUAGUGCGGCAAAAGUAUAAUCGGAAACUUAAAAAUUAAUAGACCCCUUAGAAUCGUUGAUACCAAUUAAGAUAUUAUCAUAACGUGUGUUAAAAAUCGUUUGGCCGGCAACGUAAAUUGGAGCUGAUUAACGGGUUUAUAACUUCCAAGCCUCUCUCUCCCAGCGAAAGAACAUAACACUCCAGGUUGUAGGUAUCCAGCAGUGGGAUAGUGGGCAUGGAAACCGGGUAACAUAAAGCCGGUUUCGGUCAUUUACCCUGGUUUCGAAAUCAUUGAGGUUAAGCUUUAGGUUCUGUUCAUUUAGCGGGUUAAACAGAACAACCUCAUUUGAUUUUAGUCAGUUGAUGUUCCCAACAACAUUUUCCAGUAAAUUGAACCAAUAACAAGGAGUACCUGCCAGUAGAUAAUUUGAUAUUAUUUCUAAUUGUGCCCGUUCUUGAAGAGUGAACAAAACUUCGGCAGAAGAUAACCGUGCCAACCUGGCCAAGGUAGCCGUGCUGGUUUACAAACGAAACUUCACGGAGAGUGUCGACGUUGCCCACUUUGCGGACUUCGCCCGUAACGUAAUAGUUAUCCGAAUAAAGUUCAUAGUGAACGCCACAACCGCCCACGGGCGCAUGCGCGGGCAUCGCGCCCCGCUAUAAAUACAGCGGCGGCGCCGGUGGUCCGGUGACAAAUGCAGGGUUGUUCCUGCCGCGGCGCCACGCCGAUUGAUCUACAGCUUGGCUCGGUAACGCGACUUGUCAAACAGAUGAAUAUACACUCACCCACUCUACAUCUCGUAAGCUGAUCGCAUACUAAUCACCUGCACGCAUCGAACCCGCUAUUCAUAAUCAAAUAUUGGAAGCAGCGGAACGAAAAACGAAAC
Pararge aegeria (speckled wood butterfly) is the source of this 2205-nucleotide messenger RNA. RefSeq names its product growth arrest-specific protein 1-like. The transcript has 3 exons. The record is from RefSeq and is a predicted model, not a curated record. The coding region runs from base 249 to 974 and encodes 241 amino acids. NCBI's taxonomy places the organism in Eukaryota, Metazoa, Arthropoda, Insecta, Lepidoptera, Nymphalidae. Gene Ontology annotation, biological process: regulation of cell cycle.